AUGGCGUCGGGCUUAGAGGUGCCAGAAUAUUCCUCUCCAGCAAAACGACGAAAAGUUGACGACAUUAGUUACAAAAAUAUCAAUAGUGUGAAACCAGAUUUUCAAGCUUGUGAGUCGUCGCAUGAUGCUCCUAAUGAAGAUAUGGAAGAGACAUUUGGUGGAGAUAGUGGUUUUAAUGAAUUAAGCGACGAAUCCAAAUCAAUUUCUAUUUCACCAGAUGUUACAAACUUAAUGACAACUCCAUCACAAAUUGAUUCAACUAGUGAUGAUACUGGUUGCCCAAUCGAUACUGCAGAUGAAAAAGAUGAGAUAUCUUCAACAGUUUCAAAUUUAUCUGAUUUAUCAGGACUUUCUGACUUUUCUGGUGAAGGUGAUAUCAAUCAUCAAUGGAGAAAUGCGUCUUCAUGGGUUCAGAAACAAAUGUUAAUAGGCACUGAUCCUCGAGAUCUUUUACAUCAUCUUCUUAUGGAUCCUUCACAGAUUCCAGAACAGGUUGAUGAUUUAACACUGUGGAAGAUUAUAAUAAAUAUGAUGUCAGAACCGCCACGCAGACAAAAAUUAAGACAUAUAAAUACUUUAUCAGAUGUUGUCAAGUUGAUACGUAAUAGCAGUAGAAUCAUAGUUUUAACUGGAGCAGGUGUAAGUGUUAGUUGUGGAAUUCCAGACUUCAGAAGUAGAGAUGGUAUUUAUUCCAGAAAUAAUAAAUUUUUUUGUAUAAACUUUUCUUACUAGGCAAUGUUUGACAUUAAUUAUUUUGGUCAAGAUCCAAGGCCAUUUUACAAGUUUGCACGAGAAAUUUAUCCUGGACAAUUUAAGCCAAGUCCUUGUCAUAGGUUUAUAAAAAUGCUUGAUAAGCAGAAGAAACUUUUAAGAAAUUAUUCACAAAAUAUUGACACGUUAGAACAAGUAGCAGGUAUUGAAAAUGUGAUUGAAUGUCACGGUUCCUUUGCUACUGCUUCAUGUACAAGAUGUAAAUAUCAAGUGAAAGCUGAUGAUAUUAGAGAAGACAUAUUUUCCCAGAGAAUACCAUUGUGUCCAAAAUGUCGAAUUAAUAUUUUACCUCCCAUAUCCGAGAUUAAUCUUAACGAAAGUUACAAAGAUUUGGUGACACAAGGUAUCAUGAAACCAGACAUUGUUUUCUUUGGCGAAGGACUUCCGGAUGCUUUUCACGAUGCAAUGGCAAAAGAUAAAGAUGAAUGUGAUCUUUUAAUCGUAAUUGGAUCGUCAUUGAAGGUCCGACCAGUAGCAUUAAUACCUUCCUCUAUUCCGUCUCACGUCCCACAGAUCCUGAUUAAUCGUGAAUCAUUGCCACAUCUAAAGUUUGAUGUCGAACUUUUGGGGGAUGGUGACAUAAUUAUAAAUCAACUGUGUCACUUAAUGGAAAAUAUCUACAAAGAAGUAUGUUGGAAUGGUACAAUCCUUAAAGAAGCAACUCAACUUUUGCCGAUACAUUACUUAGCAGACGAUACAUGGGAACAAAGUCAAGAUACAACGUCAAAUACUGUUUUAUCACGGGACAGCAUGGAAACUGAUUUUAAACCACAUGAUUUGUGUUCUAUUGAAAGUCAAGACAGUCUUAUGGUUCAUAACAAUGUCGUAGAACGAUAUGUAGAGAAUAUGAACGCGCGUAUAUCACCUUUCUGUACUGAUCAUACGAAUAGUAUUGAAGAGAAACUUAGCAUUUUGGGUGAAAGCCCAAAGAGAAGAUUAGGCGAGUCAAGCGUGGAAAGUAGUCCAAAAAGAAUGAAUUUUGGCAGCAAUUGCAUGUUAAAUUUCAGUUUGGGCUCCUCAAAGAUAGAUGCUAUUUCAAAUACUUCCAUUGGUUAUAAAUUUCAUGCAGUUUCUAUAGAAUCUACAUCAAAAGAUAUUGGAAAAAUUUAUAGCCUGGGAGAGUGUCAAGUAUUUCCAAGAAUAAUAGAAAUAUCAUCAGAAAAUACAUUAUUAGAUUCUACCUUAAAACCAAAUCAUCAUGUAGAAAAUAGAGCAUCGUUAAAAAUGAAUGAUGUUUAUCCAACAUCGAUUCCAAUCGAAGCUGAAAAAAUUAAUUUUAAACCGAGGCAAGCUUCCAUUGAUUCCGCUUUAGAUUCCGGCGUAGGUGACAGUUGUAACAGUGUCGACAGUCAAGAAGAUAAAAAUAACAAAGAAGAAUUAAAAAAUGGAAGACUGGGUCGGCACUAUUGGCAUGCCAAAAUACGAAAAAGUCUUGCUAUGAGAUUACCAGAAAAUUCUUAUUAUCAGUUAGCAUCUGGAAAGUAUAUAUUUCCUGGAGCAGAAGUAUAUUCAGAUCUUGAAGAGUAUGAUCACUGUUCACUUUCCAUAAAUUCUGAAAGUUCAGAUAGUGAUUGUGAUUCUUCAUCUGUAGAAGAAGAAGAAGAAGAAGAAGAAGAAGAAGAAGAAGAAGAAGAAGAAGAAGAAGAAGAAGAAGAAGAAGAAGAACAAAUUAACGAAGAUGAAGAUGAGAUGAAUGUGAGGAAGGAAGAUGUAAAGGAGGAAGAAAAUAAGGAGAAAAAAGUCAAAGAGCAAAAGGAAGUCUUAAAGGAGCAAAGGAAAGGAGAACCAAAAGACAAUAAGAUGGCGAAGGAAACAGAGAAGGAGAAAAAUCAACAAAUAACAAUAAAAGAAGAAGAUGAAAGGAGAAAUAUGAGUAAGUUAAAAAACGAAAAUAUUUUAGAGGAUCAAAGAAAUGGAAAUUAACAUAGACUAGAGUGACAAAUUGGAAUUGGAAAAAAAGAUAUCAUUACAGAUGCUAGUAUUUAUCACUACCAAAUAGUGAUAAACCAUGUAAAAUGGACAACAACAAAUUAUUUGCAUGAUAUAAAGUAAAUUGCAUCUAAAUGGUAACAAUUUUAAUUCUUGCUGCCUUCAUCAAACUACCUAGUUUUGAUGAAGUGAAUAAUUAGUUGGAAGGAAGUGCAAUUUUUACCACGCGUUAUACGUGUAUACGUAUAGUAGGAAUAUACGUAACAAGAAAAACAUUGAAACUUCUAAGUAGGGUCCGUGUUUAUCUUUUAACAAGGUCCGUGGACAAUAUAUGAUAGAAAAAACAGUUUAAUGACUUCUUACGUAAGCAAUGUUUUACUGUAUGUACUAGUCACAGAACAUCGGAAGUUACU
Molecule: messenger RNA, 3113 nt
Organism: Eufriesea mexicana
Lineage: Eukaryota; Metazoa; Arthropoda; Insecta; Hymenoptera; Apidae
Gene: Sirt1
Product: Sirtuin 1
Exons: 10
Biological process (GO): negative regulation of DNA-templated transcription
Cellular component (GO): rDNA heterochromatin; nucleoplasm; nucleus
Molecular function (GO): histone deacetylase activity, NAD-dependent; transcription corepressor activity; p53 binding
Source: RefSeq, a predicted model, not a curated record